Molecule: messenger RNA, 2429 nt
Organism: Phyllopteryx taeniolatus (common seadragon)
Lineage: Eukaryota; Metazoa; Chordata; Actinopteri; Syngnathiformes; Syngnathidae
Gene: gdf6b
Product: growth differentiation factor 6b
Exons: 2
Coding region: 613-1728 (371 amino acids)
Biological process (GO): BMP signaling pathway; SMAD protein signal transduction
Cellular component (GO): extracellular region
Molecular function (GO): growth factor activity; cytokine activity
Source: RefSeq, a predicted model, not a curated record
UAUCCAGUCCGGACCGCCGCGGCUUCUCCGUAAGAGUCCUCAAAACCCAAAGCGACCGAAGAAAGGAUGGGAGUUUGAUGGGAGACGAAGCCACGGGCACGAUGGCGUCACUUUCUGUAUCAGUCGUCUGCUAAAUCAGUGUGUCCCACUUCUCUUGCCGAACCUCGACCGGGAUAGACUCCAGCUCGCCCAGAACACUAAAUGGACUGUGAAUGAUUGUUUUUCUGUGCAUUCGACUGGCGACCAGUCCAGGGUGGAUCCCCUCUUCUCUCGCCAAAACUUGUGACAGUACUCUAUCCGUGGUCCUGAAUGACAUGCGCGUGCGUGCGUUAUUGUGCGCUCCACGAGAGGGCAGGAUAGCUCCACUGCAACUUGAAGACGCGCAGCAACACGAGGCGCUUCAGAAGUCGCCAUCCAUGGGAACAAAAUCAAAAUAAUAACAAAUAAGAGAGACGCAUCUUGACUCCCCGCCAGUGUCUGCGACUGCAACAAAGACUUUUACAGCCUUCGUCCCAUCACUCGACUUUGGCUGCCCGGACGCGCGCGCGCGCGUGUGCGUGGGUGUGUGCGAGUGAGUGAGUGGGCUCCCCUCCCCCCACGACGAGGGCCCUCAUGGACGUCUCUCUGGUGGCCGCUCUGUGCGGGGCUCUGGUGUUCGCGUGGCGGGUGCCCUCCUGCCGGCCCGUCGCCCUCUCGCCCCCGGGCAAGGCGGCCAAGCGCGCGGAUGCGGCCCGGUACUCGAAGGGGCUCCGCGUGGAGCCCCACGACUAUAUGAUGUCCAUCUACAAGACUUUCUCCACGGCCGAGAAGCUGGCACCCAACGCCAGCUUCUUCAGAUCGUCCAAGGCGGCCAACACCAUCGCCAGCUUUGUGGACAGCGGACAAGACGAGCUCCCGCUUUCCCCUCUGAGGAGUCAGCGGUACAUCUUCGACGUGUCCACCCUCUCGGAGAAAGCCGAGGUGCUGGGAGCCGAGCUGAGGCUCUACACCGAAGCGUCCCGGAAGGUCGGCCCGUCGGAGCUUCGGCUGCUCUCCUGCCGGGACCGGCGGGCCCUGGACUCCAAAACCCUGGACCCGCAGGACCGGUACAGGCCCAGAUGGGAGGUCCUGGACGUGUGGGAGCCAUUCAAAGAAUGGAAGCGCCAGGAGGCGAGCGCGGGGAGGCCCUUCUGCCUGGAGCUCACGGCCCGGUCGGACACCUCCGAGAGGGAGCCGGACCUCGCCCUGCUGGGCCUGCACCGGCACGCCAGGCCCCGGCAGAAGAAGGCCAUCCUGGUGGUCUUCACCAGAUCCAAGCGGAGGCAGACGCUCUUCGGCGAGAGGCGGGAGCGCCGAGCCCAAGGGCGCGGCCGCGGCAGGAGGACGGCGGCGUCCGGGGGCCGCCACGGGAAACGGCGCGGCACGAGGGCCGGGUCCAGAUGCGCUAAGAAACCGCUACGGGUCAACUUCCGCGAGCUGGGAUGGGACGACUGGAUCAUCGCCCCUCUGGACUACGAGGCGUUCCACUGCGAGGGCGCGUGCGACUUCCCGCUGCGCUCGCACCUGGAGCCCACCAACCACGCCGUCAUCCAGACCCUGAUGAACUCCAUGAGCCCGGGACACGUGCCGCCCAGCUGCUGCGCUCCAGCCAAGCUCAGCCCCGUCAGCAUCCUCUACAUCGACUCGGGCAACAACGUGGUCUACGAGCGCUACGAGGACAUGGUGGUCGAGGCCUGCGGGUGCAGGUAGGACGUUGGACCCCGAACCCCGGGCGGCUCGGAGUCCCGGACGUGGACUGCACGUGCUUAGUACCUCGUGCUGUAUGCUUCAUCCAUCGGUCAACCAAGAAAACUCGCAACCGUCCAGUUUUCUGAAAUUCAACUAAAACAGAAAAUGAACACGGUGAUAUUUUCCCGUCCGUCGUCGUCGUUGCGAGGCCACAUACGCAGCCUGAUUCUUUUGACACGUGCAGCGCUCACGCCGUCACACCGGAUGCAUUUUGGGGGGAGAAAAAAACAAAAACACAUUUCAAACACAUUCUACUUUAAUGCUGUUCUGUUCAUUUAAAGCCAAAAUACAAAAUAGACCAAAUGUGUUCAUGUUAUUUUAGUUACAUUAUUCAAAGCGUUUCCAUGAAUCCACAGCCAAUGAAAUGGAGGACAAGGUGUGUCCAUAACUUUUGCUGUUCUCUGAUGCACUGAUGUUAAAAAGUUAUUUGAUGCUAAUUUAUGUUUCUGAGUAAGUUAUUGCAAACGCAUGCCUGUCAGAUAAUAACAGCACGGCUAUCUUGUCAUCGUCACUCCAAGCUAAACAGUUAUGUUUUGGUUUUUUCUCACUAUAUGAUUGAUUUUACAUUUUACAUUAGCAAUGUCAUAAAAUUGUUUAACUAAAUAAUAGUCAUCAAAUGCAAUGUACGAUAUCUAGAUUAAGAAAUAAAAGUAUACAAAAAC